Molecule: messenger RNA, 2008 nt
Organism: Varanus komodoensis (Komodo dragon)
Lineage: Eukaryota; Metazoa; Chordata; Lepidosauria; Squamata; Varanidae
Product: retinol dehydrogenase 16-like
Exons: 5
Coding region: 122-1075 (317 amino acids)
Source: RefSeq, a predicted model, not a curated record
CCUUGUUUCAAAACAUUAAUCAUAUCUAAGCGAGCGCAAAAAGGGAACAGGCAGAAGGCGAGGUUUGCCAAGCGUCGGAAGCUGCGCUGCUUCGACAGGGAAAAGCUUGGAGCCUUUGACCAUGUGGUUCUAUCUGGCAGUCUUGUUGGGCCUCUAUUUCCUGCUUCGAUGGUACCGUGAGAAAAAGAUCGUGAGCAACCUGACAGAGAAAUAUGUCUUUAUAACUGGAUGUGACUCUGGAUUUGGCAAUCUGUUGGCCCGGCAACUGGACAACAGGGGCCUUCGGGUACUGGCAGCCUGUCUUACCGAGCAGGGUGCAGAGAAGCUUAGAGCGGCUACAUCAGAACGGCUGCAGACCACUCUGUUGGAUGUCACCAGCACGGAAAGUGUGGCCAAAGCCACCGAAUGGGUGAAAAGCCAUGUGGGAGACAAAGGACUGUGGGGAUUGGUGAACAAUGCUGGUAUUUCGGUUCCUGUGGCCCCCACUGACUGGUUGACCAAGGAGGAUUUUAGGAAAAUCCUGGACAUCAACCUUCUUGGGUUGAUAGAUGUGACCAUACACAUGCUGCCUUUGGUGAGAAGAGCCAAGGGAAGGAUCGUCAAUGUUGCCAGUGUAAUGGGACGACUGUCUAUGUUUGGUGGUGGCUAUUGUCCUUCCAAAUAUGGUGUGGAGGCCUUCUCUGACUGUCUCAGGCUUGAAACCCUUAACUGUGGUGUGAAGGUGUGCAUAAUAGAACCGGGCUAUUUCCAAACUAACAUCACAAACGAGAGGAUCAUGCACAACAACUUCAACUGCCUCUGGGAGCGGCUCCCAGAGGAGACCAAGCAGUUCUAUGGGAAGUCUUUCUUGCAAAAAAUAAUUGAGGCAACCUCUAAAAUGCAAAGGCACUGCAGUCCCGAUCUCUCUCUGGUUUCCAACUGCAUGGUACAUGCCCUGACUGCCGUUUACCCUCGGUUUCGCUACACAGCUGGCUGGGACGCCAAGCUCAUUUAUAUUCCUCUGAGCUAUAUGCCAACUUGGCUGACUGACCGAAUACUCACCAGCCAGUACAUCAAGCCUGAGCAGUCCUGUUAGGAUUGUGGGAUUAAAAAAUGUAAAGAACAGAGGUUGGAGGGUUUUUUGUGGUCUUUUUCCAGUUCACAACUCAACCACAAUUCACAAGAAUGACCCAUGGGUUCUCUUCAAGGGUUGUUUAUGGAUAACAAGGGUUGUUUAUGGAUAACAAGCCAUGAUUUAUGAGCACAGCUGAAUUCAGACAAUACUUUUGCCCACUUUUCAACAAUAGCCCACAGUUCAAAACAGCCCGUGAGCUAUUGUGGAUUAUUGUUUUGUCUGAACACAGUUGAUGAAUGCCUGGGCUGGAUUCUGCCCUGCAGGUGGAAUCUCUGUUUUGUUUUUUCCUAAUUGCUUUUCAACCCUUUUAAAGUCUUGCAUGGUUUUGGUGAAGCCCUUCUGGUUGCAUGGCAGCUUAUUUUCAAGCUACGUAUAUCCCAUGUUGGCUUAUACCUAUCAUGUCUGUUAACAGGAGGGGGUGUCCUGCUGUUCUUCCCCGUGUUUCCUUGGCAUUUGGCUGUCAUUGUUUUCUCAUCCCCUAUGGUACAGAGGGAGGCGAUGUCCACCCCAGUCCUGCCUCUCAAGCUACCUCAGGGCAAGGGCAUCUGAAGCUGCCUUAUCCCAGUUCAGAACAUGGAUCCUCUAGCUCAGCACAAUUGAAUGUGGCUGUCCAGAGUUCCAUGAAGAGGUCUCUUCCCAGGUCCUUGGAACUGGAGAUGGUGGAGAUACCCCAUUCCCAUGAAUGCCUCAGAUUUCUAGUGCUUUUGUAAGUCUCAGUUUAUGGCUUCACACAACACAACAAGCAACCCUUCAUGGAUACCAUGGUUUGCAUUUUUUAACCAUGGCAGACAAUCAAGUGGUUUCUACUUUAUCCUGGUUUCCAUCCUCCCAUGGUUGGCAUCAGCCACUGCACCUGAAAGCUGCACUGGUCCUUGCUUGUGGCUCCUGCUUCUU